Stereum hirsutum FP-91666 SS1 is the source of this 408-nucleotide messenger RNA. RefSeq lists its product as uncharacterized. The record is from RefSeq and is a predicted model, not a curated record. NCBI's taxonomy places the organism in Eukaryota, Fungi, Basidiomycota, Agaricomycetes, Russulales, Stereaceae. The transcript has a single exon. The annotation marks the transcript as partial.
CCAUAUGAUGCCUUCCUUCCACCAUGUCAAGUUCGUCUUCUUCAGCUUUGGGAUCGGAUUGGGAUACCGCACAAGUCCAAGAAGCAGGUGUACAGUCACUCCUUGAGAAUCAUCAGUUUUCAGGUCGACAUCGACACAAUGACUGUCUCCAUCCCUCUGGACUCUCGCAAAGCUCACGUUGCAUAUAUUUGGGAGUUAAUUGCUCAGCAACGACAGCUAUUGGUUGAGUGGCAGCAUCUUCUAGACUGGUGCAGUUGGGCUCUCAACAUUGCUCCUCUCCUCCAACCCGCCCUUCAGUCUUCAUAUGCGAAAACUUGGGGGAAGCAUGUUCGGAAUGCACCCAUCAUGUUCCUCAACAACAAAAUUCGGCACAACCUAUCUUUUUUUGCGGAUACUCUGGAGGCUUAG